AUGGCUUCAAAAUCCUUGAACAAUAAUAAUCACAAAGAACAUUUUAUUCCCCCGUGGACAAGAUUGCAGAACAAACAAUUUGAGAAGGCAUUGGUCUUGUUUGAUGAACACACCCCAGAUCGGUGGCAAAAUAUAGCCAAAGAAGUUGGCAAUAAAUCGGUGGAGGAAGUGGAGAGACACUAUGCAAUUCUUUUAGAAGAUCUUGGUAGAAUAGAGUCAGGGCGUGUUCCAAUUCCCGAUUAUAAGUUCUCAGAAAACAUGAAUGAUCAUGCAGAGAGAGUGGAAGCAUAUAUAGCAAUUUCCUCAGGACAACACAAAGAUGCCACCAAAAAUGGAGCUCAAGCUGCUGGUUCAGUGAAUUCCAAAGAUAAAGUCAUUCAUGAACCUUAUGUGGUAAUGACUAAUGAACAAACACAUCAGUAA
Glycine soja is the source of this 423-nucleotide messenger RNA. Its product is annotated as protein RADIALIS-like 4. The record is from RefSeq and is a predicted model, not a curated record. Gene Ontology annotation, molecular function: DNA-binding transcription factor activity. The transcript has 2 exons. The coding region runs from base 1 to 423 and encodes 140 amino acids. Lineage: Eukaryota; Viridiplantae; Streptophyta; Magnoliopsida; Fabales; Fabaceae.